This is a messenger RNA of Brenthis ino (lesser marbled fritillary), 1083 nucleotides long. The record is from the annotation of a GenBank genome assembly. NCBI's taxonomy places the organism in Eukaryota, Metazoa, Arthropoda, Insecta, Lepidoptera, Nymphalidae.
AUGGAAGCUGAGCCUCACGACCCAGAACGUCGAAGCCUGGUGACUCCAGGGCGAUCGCAGCGAAAAGAAAAAUCAAGUCAAGGUCGUGCACGCAGCCGGCGACGUAGUCGCAGUCGUAGUCGUAGCCGCAGCCGCAGACGUAGUCGCAGCUGUAGACGUGACUGUAGUCGCAACAUCAGUCACAGUCGUCAUGGCAGCCGUCGUCGUAGCUGCAACCGCGGCCGCAGCCCAAGUAUUAACUUCGAGAACUCACACAACAGUGCACGAAGUCAAAGCAGGUACUGUGAUUUAUAUAUUCAAGAACGUCAUCUAUAUAACGAGAGAAAACGAAUACAAGAACUAGAAGAUGAAUUACAAAAGAAGCUACGAGAUCUGGACAGUGAUAAAAUCCAACCACUUCAAAAUAAAUCGAACAAACGACAACAUGAAGAAUCGGUACCACAAACACCAUUAGAAGUUUCCCCAAAACCCACACCUCGAGCUAAUGGGCAAGUAGAGCGGUACAACCGCACUAUAUUAACUUCUCUUAGUACUUUAAAUCAUGGUAAAAGUAAUGACUCUUGGGACUUAAGAUUACCGGAGGUACAAUUGGGUAUUAACACUAGUGUUCAUGAUGUUACUAAGAGAACGCCAACUGAAAUGCUUUUUGGAAGAAAAGUAAAUAAUCCAUCUCAGGGCAUUUUGAACAGUAUUAGUGAUGAUAUAGGUAACGGGGUUAUAAAAGACUCUUUAGACAAAAUUAGGUUAGAAGCAAAAGAAUUAAUCAAAUAUAAUCAAGAAAAAAAUAAAGACAGAUUUGACUUAAAGAGAAAAUCAGCUAGAAAAUAUAAAGAGGGCGAUUUGGUAAAAAUUAUUAGAACAAUAGCUGGAAAUUCAGGUCAGUCCAAGAAACUAGAACCCAAAUGUCAAGGUCCAUACAGAAUAAAAAAGAUAUUACCUAAUGAUCGAUUCGUAGUAGAAGAUACGCCUCUAACUAGGAAAGGCAAGAGAUACGAAAAUGUAGUAUCUAUUGAUAAAAUUUCGCCUUGGUUAAGUUUUAGUGCCCCUGUCGUGUCUAGUGAUAGUAGUGACAAUGAUAGUAAU